CCUCCACCUCGGUCAUCCCUGCCUUCCCUUCUUGGACACCGAAUCGCCUCCUCUCUCUCCUCUCAUCCUCACUCUCUCUCUCACUCUCACUCCCUCUUGCUUCCCCAUAGACGCACCCAAUCCGCCCUUUUCUCGAUUACAUUCCUCUCAUCGGGAUCCCUCCUAACUCUCAUUCCCUCCAUCCCUCCCCCCGCUUCUCAAACAUCGCCAUGGCUGUCCAGUCAAAGGACCUGCCUCAGCAGAUCAACGCCGUCCUCGACGCUGUCCACACACAGAAAUCGUCUUCCGCUCGUCCACUCCCCGCCGUCGCCCUCGUCGGCUUCAUUGCCAUCGUCGUCGGACGCUAUCUGAGUGUUAAGCAGGCAAAGCAGAAGCGCGCCGCCACCGCCGCUGCUUCCAAGAUCUCGACCGAAGGAUCCAGCACCAGUGAUAAUACGACAACAUCUACCACCACAGGCGAGAAAAAGGCUACGCGUCCACCCAAAUACACCUCAGAGGCAACACUGGAACGCAAUCGCAAAUACUUCCCGCCCUCCAAGGUUGCAACCGCAGGUUCAUCCGCUAGCUCUGCAAAGGCCGCUGUCAAGGUCGGCGUCAACAAGGAAUUCUUUCGCCAGAUCGAGGCCCUCUUCAAGGUCCUGAUCCCUAAACUGCACUGCAAGGAAACGUUGAUCCUGGCCCUGCAUACUACUUUCUUAGUUCUGAGAACCUAUCUCAGCGUCGUCGUCGCUCGUCUGGACGGAGCCAUCGUCAAGGAUUUGAUUGCUGGAAAUGGCAAGGGGUUCAUCCGUGGUCUUGGUUACUGGUUUGCAAUUGCUCUGCCUGCCACCUACACUAACAGCAUGAUCCGCUACCUGCAAUCGAAGCUCUCUAUCGCAUUCCGAACCCGGUUGACGCGCUAUGUCCACGAUCUGUACCUAAACGAUCAGAUCACAUACUACAAGGCCCUCAAUCUGGACGAUCGCAUCGAGGGCAUUGACCAGUAUAUCACCACGGACAUUGCAAAAUUCUGCGACUCACUCGCAGGACUUUACUCGAACUUGGGCAAACCCCUCCUCGACACCAUCAUCUUCAACUACCAGCUCAUGCGCUCGAUCGGUGUCUCGGGCAUGGGUGGUCUCUUUGUCUCCUAUGUCGUCACGGCGUUCUUGCUUCGCAUGGUCACGCCCGCCUUUGGCAAGUUGGCUGCCGUUGAGGCCAAACUGGAGGGUGACUUCCGCUCUGCUCACACACGUCUGAUCACGAACGCCGAAGAAAUCGCUUUCUACAACGGAGCUGAGCUCGAGCACUCAAUCUUGACCAAGACUUACAAGCGUUUGAUCCGUCACAUCAACUCGAUCUACAAGAUCAGAAUCGCCUACAACAUGUUUGAGGACUUUAUUAUCAAGUACUGCUGGUCUGCUGUCGGUUUGACCCUCUGCGCCCUGCCAGUCUUCUUCCCUACUCUCGGCGGUAUCGACUCUGUGAAGGAUGUCGCCAGCGGAGACAAGGUUGUCGGUGCCCGCACCAAGGGUUUCAUCACCAGCAAGCGUCUUAUGAUGUCUCUUGCAGAUGCGGGUGGCCGUAUGAUGUACUCGUACAAGGAAAUGUCCGAGUUGGCAGGUUCGACCCUUCGUGUGUACAACCUGGUCUCGGUCCUUCAUCAGCUUCAUGCCGGUAAAUACGAGGGCGUCACGCUCAAUGGCGAGAACAACUCUGGCGAGGAGCGCUACACCCUCAACGACAUCCGUGGUAUUAUCGAGUAUGGUUACGAGGGCAUCAAGUUUGUGGAUGUCCCCAUCGUGACACCGUCACCCGGAAACGCCAACGGAGGUGAGGAACUGGUCCAUAGUCUGUCUGUGGACAUCAAGCCUGGCGAUCAUAUGCUGGUGACAGGACCCAACGGUGUGGGCAAGACAGGUUUUGCCCGUGUGGUCAGCGGACUCUGGCCAGUGUUCCGUGGUCAGCUCUCCCGUCCCAACCCCAAGGAUAUCUUUUACAUCCCGCAGCGUGCGUACCUGUCAAUUGGAUCGUUGAGAGAUCAGGUUAUCUACCCACACUCGCAUGCAGAUAUGAUCAAAGCUGGCAGGACCGAAGAGGAGUUGAUGGACAUUUUAAAGCAUGUGCAUUUGGCAUAUAUCCCUGAUCGCGAGGGUGGAUGGGAUACGGUCAAGGAGUGGAAGGACGUCUUUUCUGGAGGAGAGAAACAAAGGAUGAACUUGGCUAGAUUGUUCUAUCACAAGCCAAAGUUUGCGAUUUUGGAUGAGUGUACGUCGGCCGUGAGCUCGGAUGUGGAGGGAUUGAUGUACAAUCACGCGAAGGAUCUGGGAAUCACGUUGAUCACGAUCUCUCACCGCCCUGCGCUGUUCAAAUACCACUUGCAUCUGCUCAAGCUGACGGGUGAUCAUGGACACUGGGAGUUCUCAACGAUCGGCACAGCAGAGGAACGUCAGUCACUCGAGAAGGAGGUGGCGUCGUUGCAGGCGAAGUUAGACGAGGUGGAGGACCUGAAGAGACGUCAUGCCGAGAUCCAGAAGGAGCUCGAGGUCGGAUUGAACGCUGGACCUCAGGAUGGAACCAAGGUCCAGAAGCGUGGGUUGUUUUAAACUCACGCAAUUAAAAUCUCACACGCAUACCUCCAUACUAUAUAUCCAUUAAGCUCUCUAUUAAACGACUCUUUACCCUGUGAAAAAGGAAAAUAAUAAAAAGAAAGCCUUGAUGUCUCA
Messenger RNA from Gamsiella multidivaricata, 2705 nucleotides. RefSeq names its product ABC transporter transmembrane region 2-domain-containing protein. The record is from RefSeq and is a predicted model, not a curated record. The transcript has 6 exons. Gene Ontology annotation, cellular component: peroxisomal membrane. Gene Ontology annotation, molecular function: ATP hydrolysis activity; ATP binding; ABC-type transporter activity. Gene Ontology annotation, biological process: long-chain fatty acid import into peroxisome; peroxisome organization; very long-chain fatty acid catabolic process. NCBI's taxonomy places the organism in Eukaryota, Fungi, Mortierellomycota, Mortierellomycetes, Mortierellales, Mortierellaceae. The coding region runs from base 210 to 2585 and encodes 791 amino acids.